CCCUCCCUGCCGGGAGGUCCUCUCUUCUUGGCCGGGGGCCUUGCUUCUACCUCGGCUUCGCCUCCCCGCCGAGGCGUAGCUGCGCGGGCUGCGAAGCUCAGCUCCCGCGACCCAGAAACAGUCGGGCGCGGGCGGAGCGGCGGGGCUGUGUAGCUGCGCCAUGGCCUCGUCGGCGUGGUGCUGCCUGCGUUGCUGCAGGGACGGCGGGACCGGCCACAUUCCUCUCAAGGAGAUGCCGGCCGUACAGCUGGACACGCAGCACAUGGGAACAGAUGUUGUCAUUGUGAAAAAUGGAAGAAGAAUCUGUGGCACCGGAGGUUGUUUAGCCAGUGCACCUUUACAUCAGAACAAAAGCUACUUUGAGUUCAAAAUCCAGUCUACUGGAAUCUGGGGUAUAGGUGUUGCAACUCAGAAAGUGAACUUGAACCAGAUUCCUCUCGGCCGAGACAUGCAUAGUCUGGUGAUGAGAAACGAUGGAGCCCUGUACCACAACAACGAAGAGAAGAGCAGGCUGCCAGCCAACAGCCUUCCUCAGGAGGGCGAUGUAGUGGGUAUUACAUAUGACCAUGUAGAAUUAAAUGUGUAUUUGAAUGGGAAAAACAUGCAUUGUCCAGCAUCAGGUAUACGAGGGACAGUGUAUCCAGUUGUGUAUGUUGAUGACAGUGCAAUUCUGGAUUGUCAGUUCAGUGAAUUUUAUCAUACUCCUCCACCUGGUUUUGAAAAAAUAUUAUUUGAGCAGCAGAUCUUCUGAAUGUGUUUGUUUUCAAAACUGGCACUUCUGCACAACCACACAGCGCUUGCCACUUAAUAAAGCUCUCCCUGACCUAGAGAGGGAACUCAUCCCGAAAAUCGCUCCUUCUUACUGUUGUCUGAGGAACCCGUGUCUUCAUUAUACCAUGCUGAAGUUUGAUUUGCAAUAUCUAGGCAUUGUGAAAUCAACAUUUGGGGCCACUUAUUUAAUCUUAUUUAAACUAAUAAACCAUGGGUUUGGUUAACAGUAUUACAUGGUAACAUGUAUAUAAAUAUUUAAAGGGAAUUUUUCUUAUAUAAAGUAUUUGUUUGACAGUGA
Messenger RNA from Arvicola amphibius (Eurasian water vole), 1069 nucleotides. It is a transcript of the gene Spryd7, whose product is annotated as SPRY domain containing 7. Bases 161 to 751 code for a protein of 196 amino acids. NCBI's taxonomy places the organism in Eukaryota, Metazoa, Chordata, Mammalia, Rodentia, Cricetidae. The record is from RefSeq and is a predicted model, not a curated record. Gene Ontology annotation, molecular function: protein binding. The transcript is spliced from 5 exons.